Molecule: messenger RNA, 2896 nt
Organism: Rana temporaria (common frog)
Lineage: Eukaryota; Metazoa; Chordata; Amphibia; Anura; Ranidae
Gene: RAP1B
Product: RAP1B, member of RAS oncogene family
Exons: 8
Coding region: 166-720 (184 amino acids)
Biological process (GO): Rap protein signal transduction; cellular response to cAMP; negative regulation of synaptic vesicle exocytosis
Cellular component (GO): plasma membrane
Molecular function (GO): GTPase activity; GTP binding; GDP binding
Source: RefSeq, a predicted model, not a curated record
ACGCGCACGGGCCAAUCGAGACGCGGUGACGUCACGGGGAGAGAGCUGGAGCCUCACCCAGGUUGGGCUGGUGGCGCUGUGUGUCCCGAACGGAGGAGGACAAGCGGGAGGCGGCGGGGCCCAUUGAGGAGAGGGUGUGGAGUUGGUUGACACAAAGCCUGCACAAUGCGUGAAUACAAGCUGGUUGUCCUUGGGUCCGGUGGUGUUGGAAAGUCUGCAUUGACUGUCCAGUUUGUCCAAGGAAUUUUUGUUGAGAAGUAUGAUCCCACAAUAGAAGACUCCUACAGAAAGCAAGUUGAAGUUGAUGGUCAGCAAUGUAUGCUCGAAAUUUUAGACACUGCAGGAACGGAGCAAUUCACAGCGAUGCGGGAUCUUUAUAUGAAAAAUGGGCAGGGCUUUGCUUUAGUGUACUCCAUAACUGCACAGUCUACAUUUAAUGAUUUACAGGACCUCAGAGAACAGAUCCUACGAGUCAAAGACACUGAUGAUGUACCAAUGAUUCUUGUUGGAAACAAGUGUGACUUGGAAGAUGAAAGGGUUGUGGGCAAAGAACAGGGGCAGAAUCUAGCUAGACAGUGGAACAACUGUGCAUUCCUGGAGUCCUCUGCCAAGUCCAAGAUUAAUGUCAAUGAGAUUUUUUAUGACCUUGUGCGACAAAUUAACAGAAAAACUCCUGUACCGGGCAAGGCACGCAAAAAGUCAACAUGCCGGCUGCUUUAAUACACAGAUGUGCUAUAGCUCUGAGCCAGGUCUGAAGAACUGUUGUCUAACGGCAGUGCCAGCAUUCCAAGUCAAAUUACCCUGUCAACAACUCCAAUGGACUUUCCUGUGGUGGUACCCUUUAUAAUAUGGAUGGAAGUUGCAAGCUCAGAUUGUGCACCAUCAGACCCUCCCCUCCUAAAGUCACGAGAAAGAUGCCUGCUUCGAAAUGUACUUCACGUAUGCAACUGGGAACAACCGAACCCACAUCCAGUAUUACUGCUAACAGAGACAUUGUUCACCCAACAAUGUUUUCACACGUCAGAGUACGUGUACUGUAUUCUUUCACAAGCCCUUCCUUUCCGUCGGAGUAUACAAUGAAAAGCACCACUAUUUUAGCUUACUAAACAAGAAAGUCCAAAGAGCUCUUCUAUAGACUACUUCUGAUGAUCUUGCAUCUUUGGUAUUUGUAGCUUCUUGUAACUAUUAUUUUUUCCCCUCCCUUCAAUGAAAUACAAGAGCAACAUUAGUUGUGUUGUACAAAGUGCUUCUCACAACUAUCUUUUUGUUUUCCUUUCUUUCCUUUCCUACAUUUUUAGGGAAUCCUGUGGAAUCUUGUAUUGCACCCCCUUCUGGAAGCAGAGGAGCGGUUAUAAUACAUUUAUUUCUUGUAGUCUUUGUUGAACACUCUGCGUUUAAUAUUUCUCUGGAGAGAUAGACAUUUUCCUCCUUUUAUUAACCAUUUCCCCACUCUUUGUUUACAUAAGGAAUACUGUUUAUAGAUGUGUAUACAGUGGGGGUCUACAACAAGAAGUGUAUAUUUUAAGAGUUCUUUUUUUUAAUGAUUUAUCAAUAUUUUGUAAAUCAUUUUCAAGCUUCUGCAGCUGUAGAUUCUCACUGUGAGCCUUUGUCCCCCCUCUCUUGCUUGCUCAUGCAUAUGUGUAUUUGCAAUACCAAAUAUACUGAUUUAGUAAUUUUUCCCGUCAGUGGUUGUUUCACACGUGUAUUGUUUUGGUUGCGUUGUUAAAUGGUGGAAGAGUCCAGUGGAUGUGAAUGUGGGACGUAAUUUUUAACUCCUGUGUUAUUGGUCACCAGGCCUGCAUUGCAGUAAUUAACUUUUUUUUUUCUGCUGAUUUAUUUAUCAAUGCCUUGUCGCUUUGUAUGCGUUUACAUUUGGGUGUAAAGAUUGUGUAUAUAUCCAACAGGGAACCACAGAAAUUCAGUUGACCAAUCUAAUGCUACAACUGCUUUGAGGUGGCCAAAUGUAAACUAAGAAGCCUUAAAUAAAGUGGUGCAAUUUUGUACAAUUUAGCAUCAGUUCAAUAAAUUUGGAUUGCCGUGCAAGGGCUUGCAUUAUAACCACCUGUCACUUUUAAUAGUCUGUGCAGUACAUUGACAGUGCUUUUUGACAAAUCUGAUGUCGCUGAAGUGCACUGUAUUCACUCUGCAGCCUCCUGAUUCUUUUGUGCCAAUUAGAGUAUUGCAUACAAGCCCUCCAGGGUGGCACAAAGUGCUGUUAAAUGGUAAUAGAAUGUUUCGUCGGUGUCAUUUCUUUUUCACUGUUCUGAACGAUGCAUGUGGCAGUUUGACAAAUGGGAGAUUUAAAAAGAAUAUAUAUAGCAAAUAUAGGGUGAAGAACUAGGUAAUUUGAUGACAGCUGCUCAAACGGGUUGCAGGUGUUUGUGUUCACAGUGUGCAUUAAAAGUCAAUUAUCACUCUUGUUUUUCUUCCUCUUGAUUUUUGCCCAGCAAGCAAACUGAAAGAUACAGCGGACUGAGGAUAAAUCAAGUUUUAUCCCAAAGUCUUUGUGUGUUUUUAAUUUGCUAAGCCACUUUAUCACCUGUUUUUUAUUUUUUUCUGCCCCCAUCGCUUACAGAUUACUUGCUUCUUCCACCCCUCUCACCCCGUUAACAGUUUGACAUCUGAACUCUGCUUAUACACAGACAAAAAUCAAAAUAAAAUACUGUACUUUCUUGUAUGCAAUAAUGUCUCACAAUCUUCUGACUGAACGGCUGUGGCCUUUCUUACUCGGUUAUGUUUGCUAUCUGUAUGUGUGUAGCCACAAAAAAUUAAUCUGUAGCGUCUGUUAUAAGCCAAGAGUUUCAUCAACCAAAAUAAAAUCUAUUUGGAUUUACUGUACAGUUAUUCAAGCACUCCUAUAAAGUGUAUUGUAUUAAAAAUACCACAACAACCUGAA